Sinocyclocheilus anshuiensis is the source of this 2061-nucleotide messenger RNA. It is a transcript of the gene pdha1a, whose product is annotated as pyruvate dehydrogenase E1 subunit alpha 1a. Lineage: Eukaryota; Metazoa; Chordata; Actinopteri; Cypriniformes; Cyprinidae. Bases 80 to 1282 code for a protein of 400 amino acids. Gene Ontology annotation, biological process: pyruvate decarboxylation to acetyl-CoA. Gene Ontology annotation, molecular function: pyruvate dehydrogenase (acetyl-transferring) activity. Gene Ontology annotation, cellular component: intracellular membrane-bounded organelle. The record is from RefSeq and is a predicted model, not a curated record. The transcript is spliced from 12 exons.
UCGUUCACUGACGCUGGGCUGGUUUGUGUGAGAGGGGGACGGAAGGAGAUCUGUUUCAGGUUAGCUGUGUGUUAAUAGUAUGCGAAAGAUGCUUACCAUAAUAUCUAACAUUCUGAGGGGAAGCGCCAGCAGGAACGGAGCUGAACUGGUAUCAGAGGGUGCAAGAGUGGUGGUAUCUGCCAGGACCUAUGCAGACUUUACCCCUCAGGCCACCUUUGAUAUUAAGAAAUGUGACUUACACAAGCUGGAGGAAGGCCCACCACUGCAGGCCGUGCUUUCAAGAGAGGAGGGGCUUCAGUACUACCGCACAAUGCAGACCAUGAGACGCAUGGAGCUCAAAGCCGAUCAGCUCUACAAGCAGAAGAUCAUCAGGGGCUUCUGUCACCUUUAUGAUGGACAGGAAGCGUGUGCGGUCGGUAUUGAGGCAGGUAUUAAUCUAUCAGAUCAUCUUAUCACAGCGUAUCGUGCCCACGGGUACACUCUCACUAGAGGGGGCACCGUUCGUGAGAUCAUGGCAGAGCUCACAGGCCGUAGAGGAGGUAUUGCUAAAGGAAAGGGAGGGUCUAUGCAUAUGUACACUAAACAUUUUUAUGGAGGAAACGGAAUUGUGGGAGCUCAGGUGCCUCUUGGGGCAGGUGUAGCGUUGGCCUGCAAAUACCUGGGCAAGAAUGAGCUGUGUGUCUGUCUCUAUGGUGAUGGUGCUGCAAAUCAGGGUCAGAUCUUUGAGACGUAUAAUAUGGCAUCUCUGUGGAAGCUGCCCUGCAUCUUCAUUUGCGAGAAUAACAAAUACGGCAUGGGUACUUCUGUGGAGAGAGCAGCCGCUAGUACUGACUAUUACAAGAGAGGCGAUUUCAUCCCUGGAUUGAGGGUGGAUGGCAUGGAUGUUCUUUGUGUAAGGGAGGCCACCAAAUUGGCUGCUGAACACUGCAGAUCAGGAAAGGGUCCCAUUCUGAUGGAGCUGCAGACCUAUCGUUACCAUGGACACAGUAUGAGUGACCCAGGAGUCAGUUACCGCACACGUGAUGAGAUCCAGGAGGUGCGCAGCAAGAGUGACCCCAUCUCGAUGCUGAAGGAUCGCAUGCUGAGCAACAACAUGGCCAGCGUGGAGGAGCUUAAGGAGAUUGAUGUCGAGGUAAGGAAGGAGAUUGAAGAUGCCGCUCAGUUUGCCACCACAGACCCUGAGCCUCCACUGGAUGAUCUUUGCAACCACAUCUUCUACAAUGACCCUCCUAUGGAAGUGCGUGGCACUAACCCCUGGACCAAGCUCAAGUCUGUCAGCUAAAUCGCCUUCCUUAUCAUCCCAAGUCCCCUCCUCUUCCUACCAGUUGAACCUCUCCUGUUGAAGCUCACAGAAAAAUAUGAUCACCUCCGCUAUGGCUAUAGAUUUCAUAGACAGUUAUUGGGAAACUCAGCCAAAUCUCUCAGCCACAUUGUGAUAAGUUGCUUCAUUUCACAUUUUAUCAUUGGCUUGUUUUCUUGUUGUCUUCAUCAACUACAAUACUGACCCUCGCUAUAAAUUUUAAAACCUAGAUAUUUUUUCAUCUUAUAUUGGAAAUAUAUGUUAUAUAAAUAAUGUAAUAUGCACACACACACACACAUCACUUUAUAUAUCAACAAGAGUGUGUUUUGGCUGAGGUGUCUGUUUGGAAAUGUUUAUUAACAUUUAUAAACGGUAAAUCUGUGGCCGUAUUACAAAAAGUUUGUGUGAUAUUUAUGGGAUCUAAAAUAGGAUAUUUCAUUUCGGUUGUUUCUUAACAAUCAAGUGUUUGAGUGUUUAAACAAAAAAUGCAAAUAAAAACUAAGAUGGAUAAGAUUUAAAUUAAAAACAGCUGAAAAUGUUGCUUUAGAAUGGGAAAAGGUGAAUAGAUGCUUACCCUUUCACUUUCUUGAACUUUUAUUUAAAGCUGGGUUUUUGUUGUCAUGUAUAUAUUAUGAAAAAUUGCUUUUGUUACAAACAAUGUUACUGGGGAUAUAACUUCACAUUUGGCAAUUCCAGUGUAUUAAUGGUUGUUUUAAUACAAUGUUUGUUUAAAAUCUCUGGUAAUUGGGAAAGUAACAAUU